Molecule: messenger RNA, 621 nt
Organism: Seminavis robusta
Lineage: Eukaryota; Bacillariophyta; Bacillariophyceae; Naviculales; Naviculaceae
Source: the annotation of a GenBank genome assembly
AUGAGCGACACCUCUGACAGCACCGAUGAGGAGUCCUGCGGCCCUCCCAUGCCCUCUCUUAGAGGCAAUGGCCCGCCUACCGCUGUUGUUGGCAACUUCCUGUCUCCUGGAUCGCAUACUUCUGACCUAACAAGUUCGACAAGAAGUCGACAAAAUCGUGGACGUGAAAAUGUCACUCCACUCCAAACAUUGGCAUCAGCGGCAUCAAGAAGACAGGUAACUACACCACUUCGCAAUAUCACCAACAACGCCACGAGAACGAGGCAGUCAAGGACUAUGAAUGAACAAGAGCAACAAGUUGAUCCUCCGGUGCGAUUGACCGCAGAAGAAGAGGAGGAAGCUUUUGAUUUAGAUUGCCGAGCGAAGGCAACAAAUGACGACUCUGAUGAUGAAGGCGAGCUAGCAAAGGACGCUAUGAGGGAGUUAACAGAAGAUGAGCUGAGUCCUUCCUGGAUUCUUUGGAUGAAGAGCUUGGCUUGUUAUUGCGUCUUCCAUCCAGUGGCGACCAGGACGGCACUACGACUCCUGUUGCAACGAACAUCAUUAUCCCUGGUCUGGCACACCCCGGAAUGGAGCGGCCACCAGGUUUGCCCCAGCUUGAACCUGGGAACCUACUCCUAA